This is a messenger RNA of Benincasa hispida (wax gourd), 1187 nucleotides long. RefSeq names its product aquaporin PIP2-1-like. Gene Ontology annotation, molecular function: channel activity. Lineage: Eukaryota; Viridiplantae; Streptophyta; Magnoliopsida; Cucurbitales; Cucurbitaceae. Gene Ontology annotation, cellular component: membrane. Gene Ontology annotation, biological process: transmembrane transport. The record is from RefSeq and is a predicted model, not a curated record.
CUUGAUUAAGAGGUUAGAUGUUCUCUCACCGGACACAAAUGGUUGUAAAGAGGGGAAAAAAAAACAUCUAACAAGAGGGGAAACCCAUACAUUUGGGAGGGUAUAGAUACCCUAUUCAAAGGAGAAGCAAUGUCUAAAAAUGUUGAUGGCAGAAGCAAUGGCAAGGACUACCAAGACCCACCUCCCGCCCCCUUCAUCGGCGCCGGCGAGUUCAACCAGUGGUCGUUUUACCGAGCCAUUAUCGCCGAGUUCGUUGCCACGCUUCUGUUCUUGUACAUUCUUGUUCUCACUGUCAUUGGCAAUUCCCACCUCUCCGCCCUGAAGAUCUGCGGCGGCGUCGGCGAUUUGGGCAUUUCCUGGGCUGUCGGCGGCAUGAUCUUCGUCCUCGUUUACUGCACCGCUGGAAUUUCUGGUGGGCAUAUUAAUCCGGCGGUGACGUUUGGGAUGUUGUUAGCUCGAAAGAUCUCUCUAAUCAGAGCUUUGUUUUACAUUUUUGCUCAAUGUUUGGGCGCCAUUUGUGGGUGUGCGUUGGCUAAAUCAUUACAAAAGACUUAUUACGUUCAGUACAAUGGUGCAGCCAAUGUGGUCGCCGAUGGGUACAGCAUUGGCACCGGCUUAGCCGCAGAGAUCAUCGGAACUUUUGUUCUUGUUUACACUGUCUUCUCCGCCACUGACCCCAAAAGAAACGCUAGAGAUUCUCACAUCCCUGUUUUGGCACCACUCCCAAUUGGUUUCGCGGUGAUUAUGGUUCAUUUAGCCACCAUUCCGAUCACCGGCACUGGCAUCAACCCGGCUCGAAGCUUUGGAGCUGCAGUGAUCUAUAACAAAGCCAAGGCCUGGGAUCAUCAGUGGAUCUUCUGGGUUGGGCCAUUCAUUGGAGCUGCCAUUGCUGCAAUUUAUCAUGUUGUUAUUAUAAGGGCAGGGGCAAUUAAAGCUCUGGUUUCCUUCAGAAGUUCUUCUGCUUUAUAAAUCUCAUCCAAAUCUUGUUUGUAAAAGAGAGAGAGAGAAAACAAAAGAGUGAACUUUCUUCAUCAGCUAAAUUUCCCAAGGCACUCUGCUUUAUAUGUAAUUCUGAAUUUUCUUUUGUUUUAAAGUAAUCAAGUGGGUUAUGUUUAUGCUUAAUGUUCACCAUUCUUCUUAAUUUGAAGAUACAAUAGAUAAGUAAAUCAGAUCAAAUCUAAUAUACG